Molecule: messenger RNA, 1689 nt
Organism: Loxodonta africana (African savanna elephant)
Lineage: Eukaryota; Metazoa; Chordata; Mammalia; Proboscidea; Elephantidae
Gene: CXCL14
Product: C-X-C motif chemokine ligand 14
Exons: 4
Coding region: 207-506 (99 amino acids)
Biological process (GO): immune response
Cellular component (GO): extracellular region
Molecular function (GO): chemokine activity
Source: RefSeq, a predicted model, not a curated record
CGAAGCCCAGCGCAGAGCCGAGCGCAGAGCGCAGCGCGCGGAGACAACCCAGAGACACCCACCGACGGGCGCAGCCGGCGCGAGCCGGGCCAGAAGGCGCGCUCCGGGCACAGCAAGCCGAGCCGGGCGGCGUCUCAGGGCCGCCGCACGGACGGACAGGCGCCGUCUCCGCGUCCCUGCUCCGUCGCCGCGCCGCUCCAGCCAGCAUGAGGCUCCUGACGGCCGCACUGGUCCUGCUGCUUCUGGCGCUGUGCGCCGCGCGCGUGGACGGGUCCAAAUGCAAGUGCUCCCGGAAGGGACCCAAGAUCCGCUACAGCGACGUGAAGAAGCUGGAAAUGAAGCCAAAGUACCCGCACUGCGAGGAGAAGAUGGUUAUCAUCACCACCAAGAGCGUGUCCAGGUACCGGGGUCAGGAGCACUGCCUGCACCCCAAGCUGCAGAGCACCAAGCGGUUCAUCAAGUGGUACAACGCAUGGAAUGAGAAGCGCAGGGUCUAUGAAGAAUAGGAUGAAAAAACCCUGAUAUGAAAACUCCAGACUGGUUGGGAGACUUAAGCAAAGGACUUCGCAGAUUAAAAACAAAAACAAACCUUUCUUUCUCACAGGCAUAAGACCCAAAUUAUAUAUUGUUAUGAAGCACUUUUUACCAAGGGUCAGUUUUUACAUUUUAUAGCUGUGUGCAAAAGGCUUCCAGAUGUGAGACUUGUCUCCUGCACUCCAGACUCCACCAUAGGCUGUUUUUACCGAAAAGGGAAAAACUCAUGCCUUUCCUUUAAAAAAAAAGUACUUUUUUGUAUUUGUCCAUAUAUCACUAUGUUUGCCUCUGAGCUUUAUAAGCACCUGGGAGGGACAAUGAGCUUGGUUGAAGCAUUUCAUAACAGUUGUUCCAUUCCUAUUCCGGGAAGCUUCCAUUCAGAGUUCCUGGGGUCUCAGUGCAGCGGCCACAGGCUGUCCUGGGCUCAUGGUGGGUCACAGCCACAGUGUAACUCUGCCGGGGCCCCAGUCACCAAGCUAGCAGUAGCAGGUCUGUCUGCAUCUGUUCUUUGAGGAACUCAAGUCUGGCUGCCAGAGAAAUGUGCUUCAUUCCCCCAGUUAAUUUUUACAGACUUCAGAAAUACAUUUCCAAGAUCCUGUGAUAGCAAAGCAAAUGGUCCUUAAGGAAGGUGUUGGGUCUUUUCUCCAAACUGAGUGUUGCAGAAGGUUUGCUGCUUCAAUAUUUAAUGCUUCCAGAAGCAUGUGAGGUUCCCAGCACUGUUAGUGAAAACCUUAGGAGACGACAGAAGAAUACGCUCGCAAAAUACAGCUACAGACACACACUCUGUUGACGAGGAAAAACCUUCAAGGCAUCCCUUUCCCACCCCACGAUGGAACACGCAGUACUAAAGCAAUGUACUUGGGAGUCCCCCAUGUAAUUCAUCAACGUUAAACAGGGCAGUCCUCAUCUGAAAGCUAAGAUGACCAAGCACCCCUUCCUUGUAAAUAUGCUCUAAGAACGGCCCCCCCCCACACGCUCCCCCUCCAGUAUGCGUCACCUUGCACUGCUGUGUUACAUGCCGUGUCAAUGUCAGAAACCAGUAGUGUUGCAUGCAGAUUUCAUAUUCUUUCUAAGACAAAAAGAAAAGUAAUAAAAUAUAUUUGAAAUGUACCAAAAUUUCUAGGCUCCUGGCUUUUCUAUUCAGUUAAGCUAGGG